Messenger RNA from Aspergillus ibericus CBS 121593, 768 nucleotides. RefSeq lists its product as uncharacterized. The coding region runs from base 81 to 518 and encodes 145 amino acids. The record is from RefSeq and is a predicted model, not a curated record. Lineage: Eukaryota; Fungi; Ascomycota; Eurotiomycetes; Eurotiales; Aspergillaceae. The transcript is spliced from 2 exons.
UCCACGUCUUUGUCCCUCUUUCACCAGACACCCCUCAUCCUACCAACUCAUUUACUUGGAUCAAAAGGUGCCAGCUCACUAUGAAGUAUUCAUUCCUCCUCACGGCCAGCUUCGGCCUCCUGAUGGGCCCCAUGGUGGCCUCCGCACCUACCGCGAAGCCUGCCGUGAUGACGCUGAGAGUCAGAACAGAAGACCUGAACGCUCUUCGAGCCAAGAGAGGCGACGACGCCACGGCUCUCUAUGCGUACAUUGCAGCCGACUCCGAACUCGACAAGCGUGACGAGGAAGCCACUGCGCUGUAUGCCUACAUUGCGGCCGAUUCUGAACUUGACAAGAAGAAGCGUGAUGAAGACGCCACCGCAUUGUAUGCUUACAUCGCUGCCGACUCGGAGCUCGACAAACGCGACGAGGAAGCUACAGCACUGUAUGCGUACAUUGUUGAGGACUCCGAGUUGAACAAGAAACGGGAUGAAGAGGCGACAGCGUUGUAUGCGUACAUUGCGGCGGAUAGUGAGUAGGAUGACUGAGUACGCUAUCAUUCGGGCGGGAAUGGAUGUGCGAGGGUAGCAAGUAUUAGCUUUUUUCGAGGCAGUCUGCACACCGUAACAGAACCUAUCAUUUGGGCUAUCGAGGUGUGGAAAGGGUAUUUUAAGUAUUGUCUUUCACGUGCCAUUACCAGUUUACUUGCUCAGCACAUCACGUCGUAUUUAAUCAUAUAAUUAUUAUCAUCUAGUCAUCGCCCAUAACCCGACGUAGGGCAGUCUCCAA